This is a messenger RNA of Exophiala dermatitidis NIH/UT8656, 2573 nucleotides long. Its product is annotated as KRAB and SCAN domains-containing zinc finger protein. The record is from RefSeq and is a predicted model, not a curated record. The transcript has 3 exons. Gene Ontology annotation, cellular component: PcG protein complex; transcription regulator complex. NCBI's taxonomy places the organism in Eukaryota, Fungi, Ascomycota, Eurotiomycetes, Chaetothyriales, Herpotrichiellaceae. Gene Ontology annotation, biological process: regulation of transcription by RNA polymerase II. Gene Ontology annotation, molecular function: RNA polymerase II cis-regulatory region sequence-specific DNA binding; DNA-binding transcription factor activity, RNA polymerase II-specific. The coding region runs from base 272 to 1726 and encodes 484 amino acids.
CAUCGCCAAUUAUUCAAUUUCAGGUGAGUGCCGUUGCAUGAGGAUUACGUCUUAUUCCCUAAAUGGUUCUUUUGAGCAAUAUGGACUGUGCUUGGUCCUAUCAGCUGCCAAUGGGCGGAGGGACCUACUAGACCCAAGAGGCUAUCCGGAAGCGCGCCUUGACCCCCCCUCCUCCACUUAGCACUGAUCCCUUGAGGGCCAAGGUGUUCAUGAACAUCUGGAUUCCCAUCUUUCCCCAUCAUCUCUUCUGCAUCAAUUGCUGACCGACGAAAUGCAGACCUCAGGCUUCCGAUUCAACGCAGGUCAAUUUCCAAAGCCUCAGAACGGCAUUGCAGUUCAGCAGGCUUCACGACCGCCGCCAGCAUUUCCUGCCAAGGGAGGAAUGGACAUUGGAGGACUUCUCAACGCCAGGAAUGCAGCUGCCGCCGACGCGGAGUUAAGACGUCAACUACAGCAAUCAAUGCAGAUGAACGGCGGCGUGGCAUACAGCAUGAGCCACAACCAAGGCCCGACGAUGGCUCACCAUCCACAGCAUACCAUGCAACCACCCAGUGGAUUGCCAUACGGUGCUUUGGGUCAGCAUCAGCACAACCCACAGAUGUACGCGCAGAGCUACAUCCCUCGUCAACAGGAGAAUCAAAACGCGCUCGACGACAACUUUGGCGCGAUCAAACCAAAGCCCGUGGGCGCACCGAAGGCAUUCGCAUGCAGUACUUGUCAGAAGGGCUUCGCGAGGCGAAGUGAUCUUGCCCGACACGAACGGAUUCACAGCGGUAUCAGGCCUCACGCCUGUGAUUACCCGGGAUGCGGCAAACAAUUCAUCCAGAGAUCAGCUCUUACGGUGCACGCAAGAGUUCAUACGGGCGAGAAACCUCACAUGUGCGAGCGUUGCGGAAAGCCCUUCUCCGACUCGAGUUCACUUGCGCGACACAGAAGAAUCCAUUCCGGCAAGCGACCGUACAAAUGCCCGUAUGCCAAUUGCCAGAAAACGUUCACAAGGCGGACGACUCUGACCAGGCAUAUGAAUCAUCAUACGGGCACGAUCGAGCAAGCAGCAGCAGAGACUAACGCCAAACUAUCGACCACGCAGGCCCAGAGUCAGUCCCUCUAUGGAUCCACAUCCGGCUCAUCAAGGAACUCGACGGCUUCGCCCGCCGAUAGGCAACUCUCAGUCUCGCCCAACACUGCACUGCCUGCAGCGACCAAUCAAAUGCAGAGGCAAGGGUCAGACUAUGGAUACAUUUCUCAAAACCAUUCGUUGCCUCCACACAUGAGGACGGAUUUUCAGCAGAAUGCAUCACGCCAAAGUCCAUCUCUCGGUGGCCACAACCUUCACAACUACACCAGCGCUCCUCAGCAGCAAAGGCCAACCACAUCGAACCCUUCCAACUACGGCCCACCGCGGCCUAUGGAGCCCCCUGCAACCGGCACAGGCAGUGGUGGCGCUUCCCCUCAUAUGGGAGCCCUCGGAUGGGGAUCUCCCAACGCUGGAAAUCUUCCCAACCCUCCUACGAUGGACAACUAUGCUUAUCCUGACCCUGGCUACGGCGGUCACCCCAUGUAUUAUCCGGGCAGCAGCAUUCGGCGACCGCAAAGCACCGAACCGGAAGGGUACGACAUUCGAGCGCGACACCCUCAUAUGGCUCACCACGUGCCGAUUACAGCCGAUUGGAGUGCCAUGCCGAUAGCUGUCCAGGAUCAUCGGCAAGAACGAUAUGUGAUGUAGCCAAGUCACAUUUGAAGGAUUCUUGACCCGUUUUGAGAUGGAUCAGUUCGUCCCACACUAGAGGGCGCGCUCAAUUAUUCUGGGCCUGGCUCCAACAAAAUGGAGUUUUGGACCAUUCUCGCUGACCGGCCCUCCCGAGCGCGCCGAAAGCAGCUGAGGCGCUCCGAGCGCACAGCCGUUGUUUUGUCAUGAUACCCCGGAAAGGUCAUUUUGCGUUUGAUUAUUCCGUCAUGGAUUCGCCGGAUUUUGUGGUUUUUUACACUUCAUUGUACGAUAUUCAUGAGUCUCAAUUAAUGGAACCAGGAGCAGGAGCAGGAGCAGGAACAGGAACAGGAACAGGGUGGAUCAGGACUCGAAUCAGCGUGAUAGGAACUAUUGUACAAACGACGUUUUUUUCUUCAGAAAAGGGAGUCGAGAGGCUGUGGAACUCUGUGGGAUCUCGAACGGCAGUGGCUGGUGAAGCACUAGCCUUGCGACGCACAGGCAUCAUGGUGAUCAUGGCGCAAUAUAGGCUUGAGGUGUGUGCGGAUCCGGAGGCGUCUGGAGUUUUGUUGCAUCGAAUGGCAGUGGCGGCAUUGGGUCAUGCCAGGUUGAAAUCGUUUGAGCGUGGGGCUUGGAUGCCAGGACUAUUGCUUUGUCGCGUUCAAUCAAUUCACCAUUUAUUGCGUCUAGCAUGGCGGAUUGGAGUCAGGUCUGCCCACUUCUGACGUGUAACGUAGAUACAUGAGGGACCAAGUACGAAUGUUGUACCUUGCAUGGGUCCUCAGCCCCCCUCCCCCUCAGCCUAGACAGCCUACACAGCCUAGACACUCUAAGGGGUGGCCUCAUGAGGCGGCAGUUGGUUGCA